This is a messenger RNA of Racocetra fulgida, 1660 nucleotides long. The record is from the annotation of a GenBank genome assembly. Lineage: Eukaryota; Fungi; Glomeromycota; Glomeromycetes; Diversisporales; Gigasporaceae.
AAAUUUAUAUUAAUGAUCAAAGUUUAACGGUUUUAAUAGCCGAAACAAAUUUUUCUCUUGAACGCCUUCCAGAACUUGGGGACAACAUAUAUGAAGCUAUCGAAUCAAUUCAUGAUUUAAAGUUAUAUUGUGUAUCAAUAUGCCAAUUAGGAACGUUGCCAAGAUUUUGGAGAAAUGGCAAAAAAUUAUUAAAUCCCAUGUUAUGUAAGAAAGCAUUUGAGUUUGGAAAAUUAAGUGUUAUGCAUGUUAAAAUGAAUGUUGUGGAUACUAUCAUUGAUCUUCCAGUUGGAGAGGAUACUAUUACCGGUGUUUGGGGACCAAGUUCUUCCACGGCUAGGCAAGAACUCACUAAAGAAUUAUCAGUAAUACGUCGCCCACAAGUAACGAGAGUAGAGAUUCCUCAAGAAGUUAUAGACGAACAUGAAGAUGCUUACAAAUUAAUAGAUCGUACUGGAAAAGAAACAAAAGUUCUUACUUGGAAAAAAUUAUCAAAUAAAAUUGCCACAAUAGCAAAUUAUUUACAGAAAAAAGGAUGUAAAGCGGGUGAUCAUGCAAUAUUGACAUUUCAACACGGAAUAGAUUUCGUUGCUAGCGUUUAUGCAUGUAUGAUACUUGGAAUUGUGGCAAUACCUAUGGAUAAAAUAGAAAAUGAAAGAAUUAGCGAAGAUGUUCCUUCAUUAUUAGGAAUAAUCGAUGACUUUAAAGUUUCGUGUCUUUUGGUUAAUGUAGAUUCAGAAUCAAUAUUUAAAGGAAGAACAAUGCAAAAUAUUCUUAAAGGAAAUAAUCAAAGCAAAUCUUCAGGAGGACCACCUGGAGGUAGUACAGGAUCAAUUAGUAGUUUACCACCAUUAAUUAAUGUAUCAAAAGCACCAGCAUUUAAAAAAACAUUGAAAGAAGCUAAUUAUUCAAUGCAAGAGGAAUGGCUAAAUCCAAAAUGGGCGGCAAUAGUGAUGUGUUAUUUCAGUGCAGAUCAACGAAGAUAUUGUGUGAAAUUAGGACAUGAUAAUUUGUUAUCAUUGUGCAAAGUACAAAAAGAAACAUGUCGAUUAACUAGUAAUAGAGCCAUAUUAAAAAAUCGGUUGGAUAGCAUAGCUAUAAACUAUGUAUACAGUCAUAUAGCAAAUCCGAUGAUAACUACAAGAUCAUAUAUGUGCGUUGAACCUGUUGAAUUAUAUUUGGACUUAAAAAGCUUAAGACGAGGAAUUGUUAAAAUCGUUAAUCCCGAUGAACCUUUCGGAAUAUUGUUACACGACAGUGGAAUGGUUCCAGUAUCAACCCAAGUAGCGAUAGUUCAUCCAGAAACACGGCGUCCAUGCCAUACCAAUGAACUUGGAGAAAUUUGGGUAUCAUCAGAUGCCAAUGCAAAAUCAUCUUAUGGUUCGAAUGAUCCUUUAGAACGAGCAAAAUUUUCUGCGACUAUUGAAGGUGGAGUUGAUAAAAGACUAUAUUUAAGAACGGGAGAUUUGGGAUUUUUGCACACAGUCCGUAGACCUGCUAGAGAUAAUGGACCACCAGUAGAAUUUCAAUGCCUGUUCUUUUUAGGACCUAUCGCAGAAACUUUUGAAGUUAAUGGACUAAUGCAUUUCCCCGUUGACAUCGAGGAUACUGUUGAGCGGUGUCAUAGUUUGAGUUACCCUAGUUUGAUUCCACCAAAUGGAUG